Molecule: messenger RNA, 2723 nt
Organism: Hermetia illucens (black soldier fly)
Lineage: Eukaryota; Metazoa; Arthropoda; Insecta; Diptera; Stratiomyidae
Gene: fat-spondin
Product: spondin-1
Exons: 8
Coding region: 219-2591 (790 amino acids)
Biological process (GO): cell adhesion
Cellular component (GO): extracellular matrix
Molecular function (GO): serine-type endopeptidase inhibitor activity
Source: RefSeq, a predicted model, not a curated record
GCGCGAUUCUGUUAAGAUUGCCUCAGUUAAGUACGAUCGUCCACAGCAGACAUAUCAACCCGGUCAGUGGCUACAGGCUCAAGAAGGGCAGUGCAUUGUCCCCCGCAAAAGCUUCUAAUUUCUGCAAUUAGUCUGCUGUUGCUCUCAAUCGUUUGUGGUGGCCUCAAAACUGUUAUGCUUGUGAUUAUUUCAAUGUACUCGCAGUUUGUGAUUUCAAAAUGAAGAUUAAUGUGACGAUUUUCGCGAUAAUCGCGCUGGUGUGUAUAGAAGCUGCGUUAGGAUGCCCACGUGCUCCUAGGGAUUUGCCUCAUGGCCGCAGGAAGCGCGGCGAUAACGGAUAUAAGCUGUCAAUAGGAGAUAAUCCGUCAGGAUAUGUCCCGGGGAAGAUUUACAAUUUAUUUCUUUACGGUGCACGUACCCAUAACAAAAUUCAACAGUUCACCCACUUCAAGCUAACCGCCGAGGCAGCCAAUGGAUCCAAACGUCCAACAGUAGCUUCUCCACGCAGAGUCGGUCGUUUCCAGCUAUUUGGUGACUCUUUGGCCAAGUUUAACGAGGAAUGUAUUAACACAGUCUCCGAAGUUGAUGAUCUACCAAAAACUGAAAUUCAAGUAAUGUGGGUUGCUCCAGAGACAGGAUCGGGAUGUGUUGCUCUAUCGGCCAUGAUUUACGAAAAUGCGCAGUCAUGGUACUCAGACGACGGUGAAUUGACAAAAGUUAUUUGCGAGAAAAAGUUGGAGAAAGAGGAAGCCAAGAAGGAAUGCUGCGCCUGUGAUGAGGCGAAAUAUAGCUUUGUUUUCGAAGGAAUCUGGUCAAAUGAAACCCACCCCAAGGAUUACCCCUUCGCUAUUUGGCUAACGCACUUCUCUGAUGUCGUCGGAGCAUCGCAUGAAUCGAACUUUUCAUUUUGGGGCGAAAAUCAUAUCGCUACUGAUGGCUUCCGCUCAUUAGCCGAAUGGGGUUCGCCUAGCGCUCUAGAAGCUGAACUACGAACCUAUGGUCCACGCCUGAGGACGCUUAUAAAAGCAGCUGGAUUAUGGUACCCCGACGUCAAUACAAAUACUUCAUCCCAUUUUCGUGUUGAUAGAAAGCACCACAAGGUUUCGUUGGUAUCAAUGUUUGGUCCUUCUCCGGAUUGGGUGGUUGGUGUAAGUGGACUGGAUUUGUGUUUGGAGGACUGUUCAUGGAAAGACUCUCUUGAUUUGGAUCUGUUCCCAUGGGAUUCUGGAACUGAUAGCGGUAUUUCUUAUAUGUCACCCAAUCUUGAGACAAUUCCACGUGAAAAAAUGUACCGUAUCACUACUAUGUACCCAGAAGAUCCACGAGCUCCAUUUUACAAUCCUAACUCAGACAAGAUGACACCAUUGGCAAAACUUUACAUUCGGCGAGAAAAAGUUAUUCCCCGCUCUUGUGAUGAAGAAUUUUUGGAAGCUUUACAGCUUGACGUUGCCGAGAACACUGAAGAUCAGGAUGUGAGACCGGAAUGCGCUGUAACCGAAUAUACAGCCUGGACACCAUGUUCUGUCUCUUGUGGUAAGGGAUUACGGAAGCGUACACGUCAAUAUGUAAAUCCGGAAAAGGCAAAGAUGGCUUCUUGCAACCGACAACUGAUUUCCAAGGAGAUGUGUGUUGCCCCUGUGCCAGAAUGCGAGUAUGUUUUUUCGAAGAGCUUUUAUGCCGAAAUUUCAACAUUUGCAUUUUACAGAAAUCAGGAAUCUGACGACGAUGAGGGCGAGAACUUAGCCAAGAGUCAGUUAUUAGUUGGCGAUAAUGGUGAAGGGAUUGGAGUUUGUAGAACAAAUCCAUGGUCGGAUUGGUCAGAGUGUUCAAACACAUGUGGGAUAGGCAUCACAAUGCGUACUCGAACUUUUGUCAAUCAUUUGGGUCGAAAGAAAUGUCCACAUGUUACGAUUGUGGAGAAACAAAAGUGUAUGAAGCCAGAUUGCACCUUCGAGAAGGAAGAACUUCCUGAUCCUAUGUGUCCAGUAACAAUCUGGAGUGACUGGAGUCCAUGCAGUGCAACUUGUGGUAAGGGGGUAACAAUUCGAAGACGUCUCUUGAAAGUUGACCCGGAAAUGGAAAAGACCUGUUCUGAGCGUCUUGACCUGUUCCAACAACGAGAAUGUACUGUUAAGGAAUCUUGCAGGCUAGAUAAUCAAUCAAAGCAAGAAAUCUGCUCUGAAUUACCUGAGAUCGGCCCUUGCCGCGGAUCAUUUAAAAGGUUUGCAUACAAUCAACAAACGAAUACUUGUGAAGAAUUCAUGUAUGGAGGAUGCCGAGGAAGUCGAAAUAAUUUCCUAACAAAUGAUGACUGUAUGCAAACAUGCUCCCGAAAAGAUAACGAUGAUAGUCAAUCGACCAGACCACCAGCUCUAGUUGGCCGCGCCCCUCAACAGCCUGACCGUCGAAGGGGCGAACCUGUUGAUUGCCAGGUGUCCAUGUGGUCGGAGUGGUCUUUGUGCAGCGCAAGUUGCGGUCCAGGAAUUAGAACAAGAACAAGACAAAUCUUUCGACGGCCACGCAACGGCGGGUUACCUUGCCCAAGGACACAUCAACGUCAAAAAUGUGAGGGCGAUUGCAGUAACGCUUGAAAGUUACGCACCCUUGAUAAAUGUUAAGGAUUACACUCCAUAAUUCAAAAUUAUAUACUUUUAAAACUGAUCCGUUGCCAAAGUUAAAAUGCAUAUUGAAUAAAAUUCAAGAAUAAAAAAUUUCAAUUUUAA